CAAAUUCCCCCCCCCCUCUAAACCUCGCACCAUUGCUCUUUCUCUCCCUUCUAAUUGCUCAAUAAACCUACUGUUUCGUUCUCUGAUUUCAUCAUCUUUUCUGAGAACUUGAAUGGCGGACGAUGCUACUACUGCUCCUUUCAAUGGUACCAUAGGGAACCAAUUUGAAAGCUUCCGAAGCCAACUUGAUGAAUCCGGCAACUUGCGGGAUAGAAUUCGUAAUAUUGCCCUUCAAAUUGAGUCCGUCACUAGAAUAAUGCUCGCCAAUCUUCUUCUUGUUCAUCAACCUCGUUCCAUAUCUGAGGUGUUAGAGAAGGCUAGGUCACAUAUAGGUGUGCUUCAGGAGCAUUAUAAUCAGCUUUCUGGGAUCGUUCAAGAGUGUCCUGGUCAGUACUACAGAUACCAUAAUGAUUGGAGGUGUGAAACGCAAACUGCAGUAUCUCUGCUUGCGUUUAUGCAUUGGUUAGAGACUGGAAAUCUUCUUCUGCAUCCUGAAGUAGAAGAGAAACUUGGAUUAAAUGAGCUGAACUUUGGUCUCGACAUCGAAGACUAUCUAGUAGGAAUCUGUUUCAUGUCCAAUGAACUGCCUAGAUAUGUGGUCAAUAGGGUGACAUAUGGAGACUAUGAUUCUCCGAGAGAGGCUUUGAACCUCUUGACUGGACUUCAUGCAGCCUUUCGAACGCUAAACCUUCAGAAUGACUUUUUACGAAAAAAGUUUGAUGGUAUGAAGUAUGACUUGAAAAGAGUGGAAGAAGUUUACUAUGAUGUGAAGAUACGAGGCUUGAUAGAUAAUGCUGGUUCUAAAGCACAUCAGUGAAGCUGUGGAUGACCUUAGGCUGGGAAUUUCUGUGAGGUAUCUCUUAUUAUAAUCCAUGCAUGUUGUAGGCCAUUAAUGUUAUUUUCUGUAGGAAAAAUGGGAUAAAUGUAAUUAGUGAAAAAACUGAUGGUGAAAGGUGAAGAUACAAAAUUUGUGCGCCGACUUUUAUGUAUGAAAUUUAGGAAGAAUCGAGAAUUGAUCGCACAUCAGCCUUAUGAGAAUCGUAGUUGCAUGUGCACAUUUAGUUAUUAUUUCCUCUUCUCUUUAGUGGGUUUUUGGGGGUUAAACUUAACAUUUAUUUACUCUCACCAAGAGGUUAACGAUGAGAAUUGUACACAUCGCUUGUGACUGGGGUAGUUUUGGGGUCGAUUCACCAAAUCCUGUAAAUCACUGCUCCCGUUUUGGCGAUCUUGUUGGGGGUCAUGGUUAACCAUGUGAGUUUUGUAUGUGGUUCUUGUAACAAGGCAUAUUUUAGUUGGUGGUUAACCGCUAAUUCAUUAUCGGUAUGAUUAUCUGUAGCUAAGCCAGUUACAUCAUAAGCGGUAAAUUGAUGGUUCGGUACAGUUAAAUAGCUGACCCUGAACCGCUUCAAGGCUUGGUUCGAAACUGUAUUGAAAUGUGAAGAGAAAAAAGGAGGAAAGUUGAUGAAAAUUUUGGAUCCACCUUUAUUAAAUUGAUGAAUUAGGUUUGGGUACAAAUUGUAGGAUUAGGUGGUUUAAGAUUUUAGCGUAUGAUUAGGGAAACUUGCAGCUUCGAGACUUGUGUAAUUGUAAUGAAAUAGAAAUACAAAUAUAAGUACAUUUGCCAAAAUUGUUUUCUGGACAGAUUUUUCUUAUUUUUUUUCCUUUCAUUAAACUUAUUUACAAUAUUCAGUUUUUUUUUUUUAUAGAAAUUAUUUUGUAUUAAAAUGGACUAAUAUAUUGAUUUUAAGGCUUUAAUAAAGAAAUAUUAACUUAAAAUAUAAUGAUUCCUACUAAAAAUGAUGAUGUGAAAUUAAUAAAGUUGACAAAAUUAAGAAAACAAAUUAAAAUAAUACGGGUUUGUGUUGCGAUUGGAUUUGAUGCAAUCAUUUACGUGUUGAAUUUUUAGGUUGCGUUAAAAUUUUUGGGAAAUGACCUAAUAUUUUAGAGUUCAGAUCAAGUGAAAAAUUAUUAGGUCUAAAUUUAAGUAGCAAUAUUAUAAAAACAUAUCCUUAAAAUGGUUUUCAAUUGGGGAAGUAUCUGAAAUGAUUUGGUUACUUCUGAACCAAUUUGUUUGUUUUCUUCUAUUUGUUUGCACACUUGAAUUUGAUUGUUGGUAAUGUUCUUUAGUGUCCUUUUUAUGGAGUUAUUUAUAGUUGACGUUUUUUUUCUUAUUAGUUUAGUAAUAAUUUAUUUGUAAAAAUAAAUUUAGAGCAUUGAAGGGGAAUUGGGAAUUGGGAAUUUAUCUCUUUCUUUUUAAAAUCUUUUUAAGUUUCAAGUUUUUAUAUUUCUUAUCAAUUUAUAACACUUCUUCAAAUAAUUUAAAAUUGUUCAAAAAGAAGUUAAAUUAAUAUCUCAUGAAUAACAUUAGAGUUUUAGUUUAGUUAAUUGCUAUGUAAUGAUAGUCCCGAAGAUGGCGGAUUUCGAAUAAUUUUGAGUGGAAUCAAAGUUAAUAGGAGCAUAAACUAAAUGAUUAUUAAAGCAUAUUUUAGAAAGCUAAAUAAUAAUUUUGAGGGCUAUUUUGAUGAAAAUUUCUUAAUUGAUUGGCUACCAUUUAGUCUAAUUUGAGGGCUUGACUUUCCUUAAACUUAUAUCGAUAGGGACAUUGUCUAUAUACAUUUAGGUUUCCUAUGUUCAAACUUUUUAAACAUAUGUUUUAAAUUCUAGAAAGAUAGAUAAAAUAAGCUUACUAUAAAAAAAAUUCCUAAAAUAAGACUUGGGAAAUUUUAAUUCCUAAAAUAAGCAUUUUUGUAUAUGAGUCUAAGAUUAGGUAUAUUCGUUGUUACUAAUAGCAAACAAAGAAACUGGUCAAAAAAAGUCAAAAUUCUGUGAUCGUUAUUACUAAUAACGAAUAAAAUGAAGGCAAUGUCAUAGCGUUAGAAGGGACGAAAAAAGUUAAAACAUGUUCGUUCACCAGCUGUUAUAACAAUGAACAUACCUGACUUUAGUUUGGAAUGAAGAUCCUCAUUUACUUGUUUUGAAGAUUAAAAUUUUCUAAAGCUUAUUUUAAAUUUUUUUUGAUAAUAAAUUUAUUUUUUUUCAAAUUUUCGCAAAUUCUAUGAAACGGAAGUAGUUGGCUUAUUCGAAAUCUAAUGACUCAUUUUUAUCCAAGCAAUUAUAAACGUACUAUUGGAUGAUAUCUUAGCUUUUGACCUGGGAUUAGUUAUUGAUUAGAUAUAGAUUUGAUGUACAAAUCUUGCCAAUUUAAUGAUGUGAGACUAGAUUCUAAUGUUAUGUAUCAUUGUUAAUAAUUUAUCUCUAUGAAUACAUUUCAUUGAUUGCGUAGACUUUCUAGGGACCUCUGAUUUGAAGGUUGACUCACUUGCAUAAGUAUUUAAUAUGUAUUGUCGUUCAUUUGUCUUUUUCUUUAUUUUGAUUGAUUUUGUUAUAUUUUUAUUUGUGGAUAUUCAUCCUCAUUUUCUCAAAAUUUACACACAUUAUUAAAAGUUAUAGUUUUAUUUUUCACUAAUCAACUUAAAAAUGAUUUUCUAAAACCAUAUAAAUUUAACAAACUAAGAGAAAUAAAUAAAUAAUGUAUAACGUGUUAAUGUAUGAACUCAAACUCAAUCAAACAUUUAUGUAGGUGGUCUUAGCUUCUUGUCAUCUUAUAUGUAUAUAUAUUAUGACUGUAUGAGAAUCUUUUGAGAUAGAACUGUAAAUAGGGCUGAACACGGUUUGGUCUAAACCGUAAAUUAAAUAUUUGGUCUGGUCUACGGUCUAAAUGGUUUGGUCCGGUUUUUUUUAAAAAAAACGGUUUACGGUCCGGUCCCGGUUUUUAAAUUUUCAAACCAAAUCGGACCGGAAAACCGUAAUAAAAUCAAAUUUUAGGGGAUUAGGGCAACUACUCGUGAACUCCUGCUGGCUGCCUCCAUCUCCAUUUCCAAAAUCGUGACAUUCUCCUCUCUUCCUCGCCUCCUCUCUCAUUCCUCGCCUCCUCUCUAAUUCCUCGCCUCCUUCGAGGCUUCAACUCUUUGAGCUUCAAGCCUUCAACCCAUCGACAGUCGACAGUGCUUCUGUGCUUCUUCGAGGCUUCGACGCUCCUCCUCCAAUCACAUACAAAUUAAAAGAGGAUAUCAUCAAGCCUGAAUCUUCAUUACAAGAUCAGGUAGCGCAUUAUUGGGAGCCAUUAUGUUCAUCAGAUGAAAAGUGGAAUGAGAGAUCAAUUCUACCAGAAAUCUGAAUAUUGAUACCAGAAAUCUGGAAAAUGAUAAUCAAUUCUACCAUUAAAGAAAAAUUAGGAAUCAAGUUAUAAAGAACAAGAAUUUACCCAGUUUUCAUGAUCAGACAUACCUUAAGUUUUGGGUGAAUGGCCUUAAUUUGUGAUGUUUCGGAUUUGAUGAUGUAUUUUGUUUACAGAUUAUCGUUUAUUUUAGAUUCUCACUCAAUUAAAAAAAUACAAAAAAAAAAAACCGUAGACCAGACCAGACCGUUCUGGUCUGGUCUGGUCUGAAAAUUUUCCAGACCGGAAUUUCUGGUCUGGUCUGAUUUUUCUGUCAAACCAGACCAGACCGGACCGUGUGCAACCCUAACUGCAAAUGCAUUAUAAAAAUUUUCUAUAUCUAGGUAUAGCAUAUUUUAGUAUUUUACCAUACUAUUAUAUCUUAAAAAGCUUGCAUAUAGAGAGGGUCUGGGAUAGAAAAUAAACGGUUCAUACAUAUAUCUCCGCUAAAGAGACUCAAAAAACAUAGGGCCUUCUAAUAUAAGGGGUGGCUAGUGGGAAGUUGUUAGAAUAAAAAAUUAAUGAAUACAACAAAAUUUAUAAAUAAUAAAUAAACGAUUAAAAGAAGCAUAAGUAAAAAUAAAAUCAUAAAUAUAGAUGAAUGAGAUUUGAAAUCGUAACAUUCUUAUAUUGGCUUUCCAUACAAUAUAAGUAUAAAAUACUCUAUGUUCUUUUUUGUUUUUCUUGUUUACUUUUACAUAUAUUUUAAAGUAAAUUUUGAGCUUAAUAUCUCUAAAUACACAUCAUAAAAAGUUAUAAAAAAUAUAUAGUAAAGAAGUAUACAUUAAAAUAAAUCUAAUGUGGUCCUAUAUAAAUAUAUUUUAUCAUCUAUAUAUAUCUUAAAAAUCUUAAUCAAAUUUCUUCUUUUAAAAUAAAAUAUUUUAAACAGGAAAGAAUAUAGAAAAUAAAGGAAGUAUAAAGGAAAUAAUAAUAGUGAUUGUAAUUCUAAAACAUCUUUUACUUUUAGUUUCCUAGAGAUUUAUGUACCAAAGCAGCUCCCCACUGGCCAGUGGCCACUUGUAGUCUCGUAGAAGUAUUUCAAUUCAAAGGAGGUGCGUGUCAUAUCUUUGAUGGACUGGAUAAGGGUCAGAUCGGAUUUAAGUAAAAUUGGACCGAUCUGGAUAAGGGUCCUUUAAAAUUAAUAUGGGCUUUAAAUGGGACGGGUUUCAAAGCCCAACCCGGCCUAUUUUUACUACUAUAAAUUAUUGUAAUCGUCAUUUAUCAAUUUAUAACAAUUAAAUUAUCAUUUAUAAUUAAAUUGAAAAAAUAUUAAUUUUAUUGACAAUGUCAUUUAUAAUAUGUAAAUUAUACAUUAAUUAUGCUAUUUACAAAGGCUCGUUUUCGGCCCUUAUUGAGCCGUUUUAUAACCCGCUUCAUUUUAAAUAUGGUAUAACUCGUUUUUGACCCGGCCUAUUUUUUACCCAACUCUUACAAAGCUCUUCUAAAAACGGGCUAGAUAAGGGCUAAAAAUAGAAGCCCGACCCAUUAAACACCUCUAGUCAUAUCAUAGAAGUGUUAAAUACCAACAACCCAUCACAAGUCACAACCGACUAACAAAUGCAUGACUUGUAGACUUGUAGUAGUUAGCAUCAUCUAUUUUCUAAUUAUUUUUUUUAGCUUAUACAUUCAUAUUUUUGUAAAAAAAAUUAUUCCCAAUAACUUAAUAAGAGAUUUUUUUGUAGGAAAAUAAGAAAAAAUGUUAAAUAAUCAAAUAAUAUUUUUUGUUAAGUUUAAAUGUUUAAUUUUAAUAGGUUUUAAAUUUUCUUUCCUAUAUGUAGAUUUUGGCCUCUUUAAUUGGAGUAUGUUGUAACCUUUUAAUUCUCACUCGUAUAAGGCUAUAAUACAACUUAGUUUGACUUUUUCAUCCAUUUUACCUAGUAGCAGCUUUGUCAUCACUUAAAUGUCACUCAUAUUAUCUUUAUUAACAUUUUCUUAAACUUGUAAACUAAAAUAAAAAUUAAAAAAAUUUCGAAUAUAUAAUCUUCUAUCAUUUUUAUCAUAAUGACUAUAAUAUUAUAUUAUAUAAUCUCUCAAAUACUUAUAUUGAUAAUUCAGAGUCUCAUAAUGUUACACAAUCUAUCAUUUCCAACAAAUCUACUAUGAAAGUCUUUUAAAACAAUUAUUUUUUCUUGUAUGAGGAAGACUCAUUUAUGGUCGUGGUGAUCCUCAUCCUCACGACUAUCCAACAAAUCGUCAACCUCACGCAAGAGAACUCUUCACAAAAGCUUUAGAAGCAAGUAAAUUCCCAACCGUUGAAGAUGUAUCUUCAAUGUUCCAAGUGGACAAGUCUAGUCUUGUCAUAUGAUCGUAGCUUUUAAUUUUUUUACGUACUCUAAUAUAUUAACUUAUUUUUUAAUAUUUUUAAUUAUGUAUAAUAAAAAAUUAUAAAUAUCUAA
Molecule: messenger RNA, 6612 nt
Organism: Amaranthus tricolor (Joseph's coat)
Lineage: Eukaryota; Viridiplantae; Streptophyta; Magnoliopsida; Caryophyllales; Amaranthaceae
Exons: 7
Coding region: 113-817 (234 amino acids)
Biological process (GO): RNA metabolic process
Cellular component (GO): nucleus; cytoplasm
Molecular function (GO): sequence-specific DNA binding; single-stranded DNA binding; RNA binding
Source: RefSeq, a predicted model, not a curated record